AUGAAGCCACCAAUACUUGUCCCACCAGUUCCUAAAAAGCUAUUAUUGUUGUAUCUCACCACUACAGAUAUAGCGAUACGGGCUCUACUUGCUCAAUACCUAGGGGAGACUAGAAAGGAGGAUGCAAUCUACUACAUUAGCAAGAAGAUGUUCCCUUAUGAAGAGAAAUAUUCACCAUUAAAGAAGACAUGUGUAGCACUUGUAUGGGUAACCCGUAAACUCAUACAUUAUAUGCUUGCUUACAAGGUUUUGUUGAUUGCAAGAAUGGAUCAUUUGAAGUACUUAAUGGAAAAAUUGGUGCAAGAUGGAAAGACUGCUAAAUGGGUUUUGCUUCUAUUAGAAUUUGAUAUUAAGUAUGUGACUCAAAAGUCUAUGAAGGGGAGAGCAAUUGUUGAUCACCUAGCCCAUUGUUCACCAAAAGAAGCUGAAGAGAUCCAAGGAGACUUUCCAGAUGAGGACAUCAUGGGGAUUGAAGAUGUACUUUGA
Quercus robur (English oak) is the source of this 486-nucleotide messenger RNA. RefSeq lists its product as uncharacterized. Lineage: Eukaryota; Viridiplantae; Streptophyta; Magnoliopsida; Fagales; Fagaceae. The coding region runs from base 1 to 486 and encodes 161 amino acids. The record is from RefSeq and is a predicted model, not a curated record. The transcript has a single exon.